Ostrea edulis (European flat oyster) is the source of this 764-nucleotide messenger RNA. RefSeq lists its product as uncharacterized. Bases 1 to 738 code for a protein of 245 amino acids. NCBI's taxonomy places the organism in Eukaryota, Metazoa, Mollusca, Bivalvia, Ostreida, Ostreidae. The record is from RefSeq and is a predicted model, not a curated record. The transcript has 4 exons.
AUGUUUUUCCUGGCCUACACGUACAAGGCUCCUAUAGCUCAAACUUAUGGAAAACGUUUAGUAAGGAACAUAGAUGAGACCCUGGAUCUGAAAGGCUUGAAACAAUGUAUAAGAGAAUGCGAAAGAAGAGGGCGAUGUAAGGCCGUCAAUCAUUGCCGGACGAACCUUCAAUGCGAACUUCUACGGGAAUCUAUCACGAAUAUCUCGGAACUUGAGGAAAACGACAGUUAUGUAUUUGUAGACAUGGAUUUGCAGACGACAGUAUGUAAAGGUCAGAUGUGUCAAUUUUGCAAUUGCAGUUCUCUUGGUGGAUUAUUAGCGAUAGUUAUCUUUUCAGUGAAAGACUGUCCUCUGAGUUUCCGAUACUCCAGUACCUUAAACUUUUGCUACAUAAAAGUCGAUAAUAGCGAUGAAUUCGAUGGCGCACAGGCUCAUUGCAAGAGCAUAGGAUGUCGUCUAGCUGUUCUUCUAACCAUGGAUCACAUAAUGUUUUUAAUUUCAGAAUGGAAUGCUGGGUAUUUGACAAACAACAAGUACAGAAUAGGUGGUCAGUGGAACUCUGAAAGAGCAGAAUGGCUCUGGAUCAACGGGAACUCUGUAUUCGAUUCUGAUCACCUUAAUAAAACAGACACCGACGUAAAUUCGUACCAAGGAGAUUUAUUGUGGCACAGUACUUGGAAACUCCGAGACACAAAUACCGGAAACGGAGAACAUUAUUUGUGUGAAAAGGUACUGUAAACGCAAAGCAGGCAUAUGGACGAAUA